CAUACCGAGAGUCCCGCUUCUACGUUCGUUGAACUGCUCUACGGUCAUGCCCCAGGACCCGACGGGAGCGGACGGAGAGCUCGACCGUUACGGGGCGAUUGGCUCCCUUCGAUUCCUUUCGGACAUCCCGCGCCUUUCUAAAUUUAGACCGGUUUCAUCUCGCUCCGAGGGUUCCGCAGGAGUCAUCUCCUUUCUUCCCCGUUUCUUCAGAGGAACCUGUUUUUUUUCGUUUUACCUUUUUCGGUGGGUUUAUAGGUUUUCCGGCCGGAUUCCGCUCGAGUUCUGGUUCAAGGCGAACAGGAUCGCCGGAAAUCUGGUAAAGAUAAGAUUUUUAGGCGUUUAGGAUAGUAGGGGAAGAUUAAAGGUGGGAUCUUUGGGUGGGAGAUGGGUGGAAGAUGGAGAAGGUUGGGAACGUGGGUUGUGGGUGCUCUCGGCUUCUUCUUGGCAUCAGCGGUGGUAUCGGCAGAGCGGGGCCUCAAGAUUGGUGGUUUAUUAGACGAUGUUAGUGCCGAUGGGGAGACGUUUGUGUUUAGUUAUCUUCUCAAGGCGCUGGGUUUCUUGUGGCAGGCCGACGGAUCUUAUUAUCACCACGUUUGGCCGCCAAUGGAAUUCGGAUGGCGACUUGUGAUAGGUUCGUUGAUUGGGUUCUUCGGAGCGGCUUUCGGGAGUGUUGGAGGUGUUGGUGGGGGUGGAAUUUUUGUUCCCAUGCUUACACUUAUUGUUGGGUUUGAUCCAAAGUCAUCAACAGCAUUGUCAAAAUGUAUGAUCAUGGGCGCGGCUGGGUCAACUGUCUACUACAAUCUUAAGCUGAGGCAUCCAACUUUGGAUGCACCAAUCAUCGAUUAUGACUUAGCUUUGCUUAUUCAGCCAAUGCUUAUGCUUGGGAUCAGUAUAGGUGUCAUUUUUAAUGUGAUAUUUCCUGACUGGAUGGUUACGAUUCUCCUAAUUGUCCUAUUCUUAGGCACAUCAACCAAGGCAUUUAUGAAGGGGGUUGAGUCAUGGAAGAAAGAGACAGUGAUGAAGAAGGAGGCUGCUAAACGCUCUCAGCCCAGCAGUGGUGGGAAUCAAGAAGAAGAAUAUAAACCUCUUGCUACCGGUCCAAGCAAUGAUGGAGAGGUUGCUGUGACUGCAGAACUAGAGGUACCAGUUCUUCAGAAUGUUUGCUGGAAGGAGCUUGGCCUUCUUGUCUUUGUAUGGAUAUCAUUCCUCAUAUUACAGAUCACAAAGAACUAUACAGCAAUAUGUUCCAUAUGGUUUUGGGUUUUGAACUUGCUGCAGAUCCCUGUCUCCAUGGCAGUAACUUUAUACGAAGCAAUUAGUUUAUACAACGGAAAAAGAGUGAUUGCAUCCAACGGGCAUGAAGGGACAAACUGGAAAGUCCAUCAGUUAUUUAUAUACUGUUCAUUAGGUGUCCUUGCUGGUAUAGUUGGGGGACUGCUUGGACUAGGAGGAGGCUUUAUUUUAGGUCCACUCUUUUUGGAGCUUGGCAUCCCUCCACAGGUCUCAAGUGCAACAGCAACCUUUGCUAUGACAUUCUCCUCAUCCAUGUCCGUUGUAGAAUACUACCUCCUAAAUCGUUUUCCUGUCCCAUACGCUCUCUACUUUGUCACGAUGGCAGCAGUGGCUGCCUAUGUGGGCCAAAAUGUGGUGAGAAGACUAAUCAUUCUGAUGGGGAGGGCAUCACUUAUCAUCUUCAUAUUGGCUUUCACAAUCUUCAUCAGUGCAAUCUCAUUAGGUGGAGUUGGAAUUUCAAACAUAAUCAGAAAAAUCAAGCAUCAUGAGUACAUGGGAUUUGAGAACCUCUGCAGAUACCAAGCCUAGGAACAAGAAGGGAAAGGUUUAUGUUGAGUUUGAUUGACUUUGUUUCAUUAUGUCCGAGCUCUCAAUUCCUUUCUUCAGGAAGGGCCCCAAGAUGUGGUCCAUUUAGUUCCAUACUAACUACCAUCAGGAUCUUUUUUUUGGCUUUUUAAAAUGAAAAGAAAAUUUUUGUUAUAUUUAUUCCAAGACAUCAUAUUUUGUCUUUCCUA
Molecule: messenger RNA, 2027 nt
Organism: Phoenix dactylifera (date palm)
Lineage: Eukaryota; Viridiplantae; Streptophyta; Magnoliopsida; Arecales; Arecaceae
Product: sulfite exporter TauE/SafE family protein 3-like
Biological process (GO): protein ubiquitination
Cellular component (GO): Cul4A-RING E3 ubiquitin ligase complex; membrane
Source: RefSeq, a predicted model, not a curated record